This is a messenger RNA of Kickxella alabastrina, 2661 nucleotides long. RefSeq names its product Glycerophosphoryl diester phosphodiesterase family-domain-containing protein. Gene Ontology annotation, biological process: glycerophospholipid catabolic process. The record is from RefSeq and is a predicted model, not a curated record. Gene Ontology annotation, molecular function: protein binding; glycerophosphocholine phosphodiesterase activity. The transcript is spliced from 6 exons. The coding region runs from base 1 to 2661 and encodes 886 amino acids. Lineage: Eukaryota; Fungi; Kickxellomycota; Kickxellomycetes; Kickxellales; Kickxellaceae.
AUGUCUGCUGUAAAUUUUGAUCAAUUCAAGCUCGGUCCACGGCUCUACAGAUCCGAGCUCGUGAGAUCAGUCGCCAUGAGGUGUUUGGCGCUGCAGCAGUUCCCAGUUGAAAACGCGAGCUUAAGCAAAGACAUUGUGCGCAUCAUGGGCUGUGUUGUCAAGGCAACCACGGAGUACGGGGAGGACUUGGCCAUGGCUGCGCUCAAAGUGUCGACGUAUCUGAAGAACGUGGACACCAUGACUUCGUCAACGCGUGUCAAUCAGAUCCUUGCAAUUGUCGAAGACCUCGAAAGCAGAAUACAGGGGCUCAUCCGCUACGGAUGGCAUGUCGAACGCGAGUGGGCCACCUAUGUGCAAGUUCCGGCGCCGGCGCCCGAUAAUUAUCCGCGCAAGAGCUCAUCCAGGUCCAGCGGUGUUUUCCCGUCGGGGUAUCUGCGCAAGCUAUACAACUGGCACGUUGUCCUGGCAAACGCAAUCACCCAAAUCCGCCAUCGCUCGGCGGAGGUCGGCUACGGCUGCUCGCAUGGCGCCAAGGAAAACAGGAAGCCCUGGGAGGCGAUGGGCGUCGUGUAUGGGCUCAACCCAAUAACUGGAGCUCCGAGUCACCAGCACGCAGUCGGACCGCAAGCCGAGCACGCAGGUGACGGACAUCCGAGGGCGCAACCCGCUGCAUUAUGCGGCGCAGAACGCGGCCGAUCUGCUGUGGUUCAAGCGGCUCAAUUAUUUCGACCAGCAGUAUAUCCGUGCGCAGAGCGAGGUUGUGCGCGAGCCGUCGCUGGCAUGGUGGAUAUAUUCGGCGAGUCUCCGCUGACUAUCGCUGCCCGUGCGGGAAACGUCAGUGCAGUCAAGUAUAUCGUUGAGGAGUCUGGCCACCACGAAUGCCUUCCCAUGAUUGUCGGUCGACUGGUUGCAGCGUCUCCGGCAGACAUUGCGUUUGCGAUGCGGCUGUCCAUGUUUUACGGAUUCAACAAGUUGUUUGAGAUGAUUUGCGCUGUAAUCCGCCGGGGGGAAUCGUCCGAUGUUACCGCUACCGCUGCCUCUGAAACGAUCGCUGCUGCUGUGGAUGUCGUGCUUAGCACUGCCAUGCAAAAGACCGGCGGGUGCUCGAUGUUCCAUCUGGCCGCUCUAAAUGACAAGCCCGAGAUGGCAAAGUGCGCGCAGAGCCAGCAUGUAUUUCGCUCCAGGGCCUUCGACCCCCAUGCCCGAGACGACACCCAUCUCACGCCGCUCGACAUCGCCAACUACUUUGGCUACCGUGCGUGUGCCGAUGUUCUGCUGACCACCUUCCCGUCGUUUCAUCCGCCCUUGGCGCUCGAGUUAAGCGUCGAGGACGAGGCGCUUCGAGUAGCGCCGUUUGUCGCCAAAAGCUAUAGCGGGCUCAGCACGCCGCCUGACACGUAUGCUGUGUUUGUCACCCUGGGUGCCAAUGACAUGCGCCGUAAUAAGCACAUGCCACCUCUUUCUCUGGACGCCGACGCCCUGAGCCGUGUACUUGUCGAAAACGGUAUGCCGCGCUCAACCCAUCUCCUCCUGCGCAUCGACUCAGAGCAAGGCAUGGAGAUAAACUGCGCCAAUGGUUGGCUCGCGGAUGUAACAUCCUUGCUUGAAGACCCGACCCGGUCCGAGCACACGUGGGACUCGUUGGCUUGCUUCCACACUGUGCACCCAGAGAGGUUUGUUCUCAAGCUCGAGCUGAUUGCAAUGGUGGACCAGGUGUUGCUGCCGCACGCCAGCGAGCAAAAGGUUGUUGCGCACGCCGCCGUGACACUGCCGCCCACCUAUAUUCCGAAGAACAGCGAGCGGAUGCCUGGCCACUAUGCACCAGUCUGCCCAGCUGGCGGGAGCUAUAUCAAUGCGGUGUUUAUCUCGGCCACGUCGGAUGAAAUCGUUGGCGACGCUAAUAUCGAUGUGUUUGUAUCCACGCCAUACAAGAAGCAGCGGCAGAGCCAAGAAAAGGCAAACAGCACCGCUGACGAUAUUCAAGCCGAAAUGCUGCCUUGGUGCAAGGAAGGCCACACUGUGGUCUACGGCCACCGCGGCUCCGGUAUGAACUUUGCCCCGUCUGUCACUCCACGCAAGCUACAGCUGGGUGAGAAUACAGUGCUGUCCAUGGAUAAGGCUAUCCGGGACGGCGUGUUAGCAGUCGAGUUUGACGUGCAGAUGACGCGGGACAUGGUCCCCGUUAUCUACCACGACUGGAUCGUCGCAGAAACGGGCCUGGAAAUCCCAGUCAGCGCUCUGACGCUGACACAGCUCCUGGCCUGCAAUCCCCGCAACCAGCCCAUUACGAAAUCACGCACGUGCGAGGAUCUGCCGAGCGGUCUGCCGAGCGGUCUGCCUCAUUGUGUGGUGCCUGGUCAUGCAUGCAAGCCCAUGCAUGUGGCCAACUCGGAGAACACAAUCCAGGCGCCGUUUGCAACGCUGAAGGAGCUGUUCGAGUCGCUUCCUGAGCACGUUGGCUUUGACAUCGAGGUCAAGUACCCGAUGCCUGAUGAGGCCGACGAGUACGGUGUAUUUGUAAACUUUGAGAUCAAUCUGUUUGUUGACCGUAUUCUCGACGUUGUCUACAGCUACAUGGAGGCGCCGACCUCGGUGCAGGGUUCCGGGCUCGAUUCUGCUCGUGGAAGCGGGGCCCAUCGUGUUCACGUCGUUCCACCCUGA